This is a messenger RNA of Cyprinodon variegatus (sheepshead minnow), 2071 nucleotides long. RefSeq names its product TATA-box binding protein associated factor 5 like (gene taf5l). Gene Ontology annotation, molecular function: protein binding; transcription coactivator activity. The record is from RefSeq and is a predicted model, not a curated record. Lineage: Eukaryota; Metazoa; Chordata; Actinopteri; Cyprinodontiformes; Cyprinodontidae. The transcript is spliced from 5 exons. Gene Ontology annotation, biological process: regulation of DNA-templated transcription. Gene Ontology annotation, cellular component: histone acetyltransferase complex; nuclear protein-containing complex. Bases 132 to 1931 code for a protein of 599 amino acids.
AGAUUAAAAGAAGAAAUCCAUGAUGGCGCGGCAAUGAAAGGCAGCGGAGCUCCUUCAGCCACAGUCUGGAUUGAACUGCUCAGUUUCACUUAGAUGAUCUGAAGGCAGCGAGAGCGACACAACAUGCAGUCAUGAAACGGGUUCGGGCUGAGCAGAUCCAGAAUGCUGUGGCUCAGUACCUGAAGAGGAGGCAGUAUGUGGACACUGACGGCUCCCUGAAAGGAGCCAAGCUCUUCCAGUCCACAGAGGAGUUGGCAGCCGGCCUGACAGUGCAGACGGAGUCCGGCUGUACCAAUGUGGUCUCUGCUGCUCCCUGCCAGGCGGACCCCCAGCAGUAUGAGAUCCAGUUCUCCAGGCUGCGCUCCUUUCUCUCAGAAGCAGAAAUCUCCUACGCCCAAGAGGUCAGCAGCCUCCUGUAUCCCCUCUUCGUUUAUCUUCACCUUGACAUGGUGCACUGUGGCCUGAAGGGGGCAGUAGAUGGUUUUUACGUCCGUUUUCACGACGCUUUUCUUCACGACGUAGAGCAGCGGUUGGUGGUAGAGCAGCUCCGUCACGUUGUGGCUGCGCAGGAUGUAGCAGCCAACCCCAAGCUGAGGUCCUUUCUGGAGCACAAGUAUGUGGUGCACCUGACGGAGCCAGCGUACAGCUACCUGCUGCGCUACCUGCAGAGCGACGACAACAGCGCCCUGUGCAGGGUCCUCAGCACCCAUCUACAGGUGGAGGUCACCGCCUCCAGAAGAACAGAGUACCAGCUGUACGGAGCCGCCGGAGGCUCCAUGGCCACGCCCAUCUCGGUGUCGUCCUCCUGGCUUGGCGGAGCAGAGGGCGGGGAGGGGGUGGAGGUCCCUGCAGGGAUCCCGCAGAAUGAGGUGGCGCUGCUGGCGCUGCAGGACUGCAUAAAGAAGGUCCGGGAAGGCCCGCCCUCCCUCACCACCAUCUGCUUCUACGCCUUCCACCACACGGAGCAGAUGCUGAACGCCGCCGAGGUUUCUCCGGACAGCCGGCUGCUGGCCGCCGGCUUCGACAGCUCCGCCGUGAAGCUGUGGAGCCUCCGGGCCAGGAAGCUGAAGGCCAGACCGCACCAGGCCGACGUCUCCUGCAUCCACCUGGCCUGCGACGUGAGAGAGGAAGAGGGGGACGAGGAGGAAGGCUGCGGCAGUGAGAUUAAAAUGCUCCGCGGUCACAGUGGCCCCGUGUAUCGCACCGCCUUCCUGACUGACAGCUCCGGCCUGCUCUCCUGCUCAGAGGACACCACCAUCCGAUACUGGGACCUGGGCAGCUUCACCAACACGGCGCUGUACCAGGGCCACGCCUACCCGGUGUGGGACGUGGACGUCAGCCCCUGCAGCCUUUAUUUCGCCAGCGGCUCUCAUGACCGCACCGCCCGCCUCUGGACGUUCUCCCGCACCUACCCGCUGAGGCUCUACGUGGGGCACCUCUCCGACGUCGACUGCGUCAAGUUCCACCCCAACUCCAACUACCUGGCUACCGGUUCAACGGACAAGACGGUCCGGCUGUGGAGCACCCAGCAGGGGCAGUCGGUCCGGCUCUUCACCGGCCACCGCGGCACCGUGCUGUCGCUCGCCUUCUCACCCAACGGGAAGUACCUGGCCUCCGCUGGAGAGGACCAGCGCGUGAAGCUCUGGGACCUGGCAGCAGGGACUUUGUUUAAAGACCUGCGAGGACACACGGACAGCAUCACCAGCCUGUCCUUCAGCCCCGACAGCAGCUUGGUGGUGUCCUCCUCUAUAGACAACUCUGUCCGGGUGUGGGAUAUCCGGAACAGCCACGGCGGGACGCCUGCCGACGGCUCGUCCAGUGAGCUGGUGGGGCUGUACGUGGGAAACACCAGCAACGUCCUUAAUGUCCAGUUCAUGGCCUGCAACCUGCUGCUGGUCACAGGAACGGCUCUGGAGAAGGCUGAGCAGUAGCUCCACAGUUCUAAUGUUCACACGUUAACUUCACCAACAGGUCAAACUGUUCAUUCCUUCUUUUGUUUAAGUUCCUCAAAUUUUUGUUCAUAUAUGACAGCUAUAGUAGAACUGAAAUGUUUAUUAAACUGUUUCUGGCA